Coregonus clupeaformis (lake whitefish) is the source of this 7768-nucleotide messenger RNA. RefSeq names its product SH3 and multiple ankyrin repeat domains protein 1-like. Bases 360 to 7505 code for a protein of 2381 amino acids. The transcript is spliced from 29 exons. The record is from RefSeq and is a predicted model, not a curated record. Gene Ontology annotation, cellular component: postsynaptic density; dendritic spine; postsynaptic membrane. Lineage: Eukaryota; Metazoa; Chordata; Actinopteri; Salmoniformes; Salmonidae. Gene Ontology annotation, molecular function: ionotropic glutamate receptor binding; synaptic receptor adaptor activity.
AGCAUCAGCUAUCCAGGGUUUAUAUACAUCAUUGGUUUCCCCCCUUAGUUCUCUUUGUUUGGACUGGUGUGAACACGGGAUUUGGGAGUGCACUAAACUACACACCGUGGUUGGCUCGAAAAGAGUGGUCUUGGUCGGAUUCCAUUCGUACCGUGGUACAGUUCGCUGCAGGACCAUCCCAUCAGACUCUCCUCCACCUGCAGCUCCAGGACUACUGCACCUUCCCAGUUGAUGACUGGCUCCCCUGACUUGAUGGAUAAAGUGGCAGGCGGAAAGUACUCUGUGAUGCAGUCCCAGCAUGUUUUUUGGGGUGAAGACAAUGUCGCACGGGACAACCAUGUCACGUUGCCACGACAGCAAUGUCACCUGGCCCUCUCUGCAGUGACCCUGCACAGCAAAGGAUGCUGGGAAAUAGCAAACACUAUUAUCCCGGGGAGGACGACAAGUAUGGGGAGGAUGAGGAAGAGGAAGAGGAGCAGGGACGAGAGAACAGAAAGGGGGAGAGUAGAGAGAAGGAGAAUGGAGGGAUAGAAGGGCUCGAAGAGAUGGAGAUAAAGGGAGGCAGACAAUCACGCGACGGUAAAUGGGAGGGAAGUAAACCCUCUGCCAUUGUGGUUGGAAGACAGAGAGGAGACCGGACACUGAGACUAGCCAAUCCAAGAAAUAGAGGCAUCCCUUAUACAUCCAACCAGGCCCCCCAUAAGCAGCAACACCAUCUCAUCCCAGCCAAUCAGCAGCAGUAUCACCCGGCCCCGUCCACUCAGACCCAGAAGAGACGAGCUCACAUGGAGCGCAGUAUGACCACAGUGGCACCCAUAGAGGACACUCACCUGACCAUGAUGGUGUUCCGCAUUGGAAUCCCUGACAUCAAACAGACAAGGUGUCUGCAGUUUGACCCUGACUUCACGGUGUGGAGCGCCAAGCAGCAGGUCGUCUGUUCGCUGAACGAGCCACUGUGGGACAUCUACAACUACGGCCUCUUCCAGCCCGCCGGAGAGGGACGAGACGCCAUGUUCCUGGAGGAGGAGCGCUGCCUCCGAGACUACCCACAGUCCUUUGAGAAAGGGGUGCCUUAUCUGGAGUUUAGGUACAAGACCAGGGUAUACAAACAAACAAACCUGGAUGAAAAACUACUUACUAAACUGCACACGAAGGCAAGUCUGAAAAAGUUCAUGGACUACAUUUCGAGUGGAUCAUUAGAUAAGAUGUCAAAGGUCCUGGACAAAGGCCUCGACCCAAACUACCAUGACCCUGGCAAUGGAGAGUCCCCUCUGUCUGUGGCGGUGCAAUCUGGUAUGACAGUGGAGGGGAUCAGGGCGCUCGUUCAGGGUGGGGCCCAUGUCGACUUUAGAACCAGAGAUGGACUGACAGCUGUACACAAGGCUGUCAGGGCACACAAUCACGUUGCGCUGCUGGCUCUACUGUCCCUGGGAGCGUCUCCUGACUACAAAGACCGAUGUAGCCUGACCCCGCUGUACCACUCAGUGCUGAUAGGUGGCGACACCUCCUGCUGCGAGACCCUACUCUACUACAGGGCCAGACUGGGAGUGAGGGAUGAAAACGGCUGGGAGGAGUCUCACCAGCUCAGGGAUGAAGAGGAAUUUGGAAUGCAAGAAAUACACAAGGCCUGCCAGAAUGGUUUUGCCCAGCACCUGGAGCACCUUCUGUUUUAUGGGGCAGAUACCACUUCUCAGAAUGCCUUAGGGAAUACCGCACUUCACAUUUGUGCCCUGUAUAAUAAGGAAAGCUGUGUUCGUGUUCUGCUCUACAGAGGGGCCAAUAAGGAAAUGAAGAACAAGCAUGGACAAACCCCGUUUCAGGUAGCAGUAAUGUCAGGCCAUUUUGAAAUCGGGGAAAUCAUCAAAAACCACAGAGAUGCAGAUGUAGUGCCCUUUCUGGAAUUCCCAAAGUAUGCUCCCAAAAAGAGGAGAGAGUGCACUGCUAACAGUGAUAACAGCAUGACCCUGCCUGAUACCAUGGCCCUGCCCAACAAGGCUGCUAGAUCCAAUCCCGUCCCUGGACAGGGUCGCAGGGCCUCUGUAGGUGUGAGGAGCUCCAGCAGUCCCAGGGCCCGUACCCGCUCCCCAUCACGAGGAAGAGGAGGAGGACAGAGUGACACAGAGGAGAGGCAUCACAGCAAACCACAGCGCGGUAGACAGGGUGUGACCUCAACGGGUAGUGGCGGGGGAUCAGCUGGGGGUCAGAUGAGGCGUAUGUACAGUGCGGUCCCAGGGCGAGUGUACGUGGCCACAAGGGCCUACACUGCCCAUGGAGACAAAGAGCUUAGCAUCAGCAAAGGAGACAAAGUCAAAGUGUUGAGUGUGGGAGAGGGGGGGUUCUGGGAGGGCACAGUGAAGGGUCGUACAGGCUGGUUCCCCUCAGACUAUGUGGAGGAGGUGGGUCCUCCCAUUAAGGACAAUCGAUCAGAGACACGCAGUGAGAAAGCCAAGAGGAAGCUGUUUCGUAAUGUUACCGUGGGAGCAUAUGAUGGUGUGGAUGGCCCCAGUGACUACAUCAUUAAGGAGAAGACAGUGCUCCUGCAGAAGAAAGACAAUGAGGGCUUUGGCUUUGUGCUUCGGGGAGCCAAAGCCCAGACUCCAAUAGAGGAGUUCACUCCGACCCCAGCAUUCCCUGCGCUGCAGUACCUGGAGUCUGUGGAUGAGGGGGGUGUGGCCUGGAGGGCUGGCUUAAGGAUGGGGGACUUCCUUAUUGAGGUUAAUGGUCAGAACGUAGUGAAGGUAGGCCACAGGCAGGUGGUCAACAUGAUCAGACAAGGUGGCAACGCUCUAAUGGUCAAGGUUGUCAUGGUGGCCCGCAACCCGGAGAUGGAGGAGACCAACCCCAGGAAGAAAGUCCCCCAACAGGCUAAGAGGCUGACUCCUCCUGCCAUUGCCCUGCGCUCUAAAUCAAUGACAUCAGAGCUGGAAGACAUGGUGGAGAAAGCUGCCUCUCCAUGGAAAAAGAAAGCAGAGUACGAGUCCUCCCAGGUGCCUGAUAAGAAGAGGACAGUCUAUCAAAUGGCACUGAAUAAACUGGAUGAGAUCCUGGCAGCAGCUCAGCACACAAUCACAUCAGAUGGACAGGGACAGCGGGGUCACGGAGGGAAGAGAGACCGAACCAAGAGCAUCGCCCCCAAUGAGCCAAGUCAUGACCAGUUGGUUGGUGUGGUGCCGUCUGGGUUUGGCUACAACCAGGGUCAAUAUCCCCCCGGCCAGCCGCAUGGAGUAAUGCUGCGACAGAAAUCUAUUGGUGUGAUGGAGGAGGAGAGGCAGUACCUACACAACCCGGCCAUGAAACUGACCCGAAGUCUGUCAGAGGAUAUCCCCCCUCCCCCCAGCACAUCCGCCCCAGAACCCCCCUUAUCUGCUGACCCCCAUACUGUUUGGAGGGGGGAGCAGUCUGCCCCCCAGCCCCCAUCCUCCCAGGCCCAGGCCCAGGCCCAGCAGCAGGCAGGCUGGGACAGGGGAGGGCCUGGCGGGGCCAAUCAACAGCACGGCAUGGCCCCGACCCUCCGGAGAGGAGGAGGACAAUACACAGGGGAGCCCCCGGAGGGGACGAAGAGAGGAGGGGGGAAAAUGGGGGCGUUGAGGAGGGGCUACAGUAGUGGUACUCCACCCACGAGCGCAGCUCCCAAAACCCAACAGCAACCCCAGCAGCAGCAGCAGCUGCAGCAGCAGCAGCAGCAGCAGACCCAGCAGCACCAACAGCAGCAGCAAGUGGCGACCCGGGAGAGGGGCGGGGCAGUCAGGGGCGGGGCAGGCAGGAAGGGCGGGAGGGGCCCUCUAGUGAAGCAGCCCACAGUGGAAGGCGGGCUCAGCAGGCAACACCGAGGGGGGCAGGGCCAGGGGGGUAAGCGCUCAGGGGCCAAAGAGAAGAGCUCCAUCCCCAUCCCCACCAUCAUAGUCAAGGCCCCCUCCACCAGCAGUGGCAGUGGCCGCAGCAGCCAGGGUAGCAGCGUGGAUGCCGAGCAGCCGCCUCCUGACAUAGACGAUCCUACCUCCCCCACCACCACCCCCGACACCCCCAUCAGCCCCGGCCUGCCUUCCCCCGUGGCCCCCUCAUCACCCCAGCCCCCUGUCUCUUCUGCCAUGCCCCCUUCGACUGUUGCCCCCCAGCUGCCCCCUAACCUGGAGAAUCUGGACUUCACCAACCAGUUCAGGGGGGCCUUCGUCGGGGCAGCACGCCGGGACCGGGAACGUUUCCGGGACAUGCGGAGGAAGAGUGCUUCCUUCUUCCUCUCCUCCGAAGAGGACAUCCAAGGGGAGGCAGGGGGAGGUGAAGGGGUAUGGACCCAGCCCCUACAGGGGAUGGGGAUGGAUGUCCCCACCCCCCGCCUCCGCCCCUCCAAGUCCAUUGACGAGGGCAUGUUCUCUGGGGACAAUUACGUCCACUACGCCAGCAGCAUGCCCCCUGCCUUCGGGCUGCCUGAGUACCACUCCCCUGUGAUGGGCCAGGACGGCCAGCCCAAGUCCGCUCCCUCCAACUAUGGCCAAGGCUCUCCAGCCACCACCUUCAUCCACCCUCUGACUGGGAAGGUCCUGGACCCCUCGUCCCCCCUGGGCCUGGCGCUGGCUGCACGGGAGAGGGCCCUCAAGGACGACCGGAGGACCCGGCGGGAGGAGCGGCACUUUGGCCGGCAAAUGUCCAGCGUGGGGGUGUUUCCUACCUCUCUCCCAUCCCCCACGCCGUCCCUGUUCCCCGCCACCACCUCCCCCACCUCCCUGAGCCGCCCGCAGUCACCCAGGAUAUUACGCUUGGGAGGUGAAGGGGGAGGAGAGAGAGUGGAGAGGGACCAGGUGGCCGGAGCCAGAGAGGGCCUCAGAGUUCGCUUUUCAGAGGACAGAACCAACCAGUACCAGACCCAGUAUUAUCAACAGAGUCUUAGAGACAGGGAGCCACCUGGUCCGCCCAUGCAGCCGCCCGGCCCGCCGCCUCAGCCUGCACCCCGCAGACCCUCGUUCCUGCAGAUGGAGAGCAGUACAAACUCUAGCUACAUCUCCCAGUACCGCCUACCCGCAGCUCAAGCCCACCCACAUGAAGGUGGGGGAGAGGGAGGAGGAGGAGGAGGACUGGGGCUCAUGGUUCUUCCACCGCCCGCCCCCUCGAUAGACAUAGACGAUGAGUUUGUCUUUGUUGACCCCCUACCCCCUCCCUUGCAGUUCGCCAAUGGCCAAGGCCAAAGAGAACUGCAGAGGGGAUACUCUCAACAGCAUCAACACUCAGCUCAACACGCCCCUCCCGCUAUGCCACCCCCGCCGCCCCCCCUCCCCUCCCCUAAAGUACCUACACAAGGAGGCUUCGCCUCCAACGCCCCCCUCCCCUCCCCUAAAGUACCUCCACAAGGAGGCUUCGCCUCCAACGCCCCUCUCCCCUCCCCCCAGACUGGGGACUCUGCUGCCUCCAGCCUCACGUCCUACGACAGUGAGGUGGCCAACCUCACCCAGUCAGCUCUGUCUCCCUCCCUCCCCUUGCCCCAGAUAUUCCCCCCUUCCUCCGCCACCACAGUCGCCACCAUUUUACCCGCCCCCUCACUCCACAGACCCCAGCCCAUGUCCCAUGCAGACCCCUUCUUCAGUGGCCCCAACAUACCGGUUAACCCUGCUAAUAUGGGGGCCUCUGCUUCCCCAAUGAUCUUAGCACAGGACCGAGGCGCAGCUACCCUCACUACGACUAUGACCUACGCCACCACGAUGACCGUGACCGCCGCCGCCACCACUACCACAGCCUCUGCGGCGUCUUCAGACUACAAUGUAGCUGUGACCGCCCCCAGAAUCGCCGUCAGUGCUGUGGGCAAGGCAGGCGACCACCACCCCUCCAUGAUGAAGACUGGAGACUGGCAGACGGAGACGGUGGUGGACUCUGGGAUUGAGGAGCUGGACAGCAGCGACCACCAUCUGGAAAUACUGGGAGUGAGCAGACUGAGGGGAGAGAGAGGAGGAGGAGGAGGAGGAGUGGAAGGGGAGAGAGAGGGUGGCGAGCACCCGGAUCCUUACAUGACUUACUCAGGUGGACAAACGUUUGAAGCGCACCACACCAAAUACACUGCCAACCCCCCGGUGUAUCCAAAGACGAUGCAGUACAAAGAGGGUGGUAUCAAGGACACAAGGGAAGCGUUGCGUCGACAGGCAAGCACCAAUCCGCCCUACCAGAGCACCCCACCACACCCCCAGAGACAGGCCAACCCAGAGGAGGAGGCCAGGAGAGGAGAGGGAGGAGCAGCGGACGAGAGGAAACAACGCAGACAGAGUCGAUCCAAGAUGGAGGAUAGCUUCGGUUCCACCCUGGCUGCCUGUCUGGAGCGGCCCAACACCCUGGAGCCAAGACCCUUGUCCUGGAGCGAGGGGGUCGAACCGGGGCAGGGCCUGGAGCGAGGCGGGGGUGGGAUGUCUGUGGAGGGGCGCAGGCUGCACUCCCCCCUCUCGGGGGUAAAGGCCAGCAUCAUCAACGAGCUGAGCUCCAAGCUGCAACAGAUGAGCAAUAAGAGCACGGAGGACUGGAGUCAGUCUGAGAUGCGAGGUCCGAGUCCCAUUAAUCCGAGGUCGCCCACAAUGCAAAGAUAUUCAGGGGAUUUCGCUGCCUCGUUUCAGAGCCCCCCCACAGGUCACUCCACUUCCCCCUUACCCACCUCCUCCCCGCAGCAUCGCCCGUCAAUCUUCACCCCCAAUCUCAUUGCCACCCCCUCCGGCUCGCCCUCCCACCAGCCCCCACUGCAGCCCAACUGGAUCCACUCCCCCUCUCCCCAGAUGCCCACCUCCCCCUCUCACUCCUCCCACCCUCCUCUCUCCCCCACUUACUCCCCCUCUCAAUCCCACCCGCCUCUCUCCCCCACCUACUCACCCUAUCCCACGUCCCCCAAACAUCGCACUAAGUACCGUGGAGCCAAGAUUUUUGACUUCCAGUCUACCCCUGGUCCAGAGCUGAGAUCGUCUAUGUCCCGCCGGCGCGCUCCCAGCCCCCUCAUCUACUCCACAGACCGCCCAAGCCCCGCACCUCCCAGACCCUCCUCCCUCCCCAUACUCCCCAGCACCCCUGUCUACAACACCCCCUUUGAUUUCCCCAUUCCCCUAACUCCCUCAUCCCCAGGUCACACCCUAGGAGACCCCUACAACCCCUCCUCCUCUCCUCUCUUUCCCACAUCCCCACAACCUCCCAGCGUCCUCCUGGUCUCCCGCUCCCUCUCCCCCACCCAGUUCCUCUCCGGCGCCUCCUCACCCUCCAUGCACCUGCCCCCCUCUCCAUCCUGCCUCAGCUACCCCCACCUCACCCCUCCUCCCCCUGCCAAGCCCUUCGCCAUUAAGCCCCUGUCCUACUGGACCAAGUGGGACGUGGCCGACUGGCUGGCCUACCUGAACCUGGGGGAGCACCGGGAGCGCUUCCUGGAUAACGAGAUUGACGGCUCCCACUUGCCCUCCCUCACCAAGGACGACUUCCUGGACCUGGGGGUGACGCGCGUCGGCCACCGCAUGAACAUCGAGAGAGCGCUGAAGAGACUGACUGACAGGUGAGGGAAGAACGGCAGAGUCAAUGACAGAGGCUACAUGUCAGCCAGGGGGCAAGUGGAAAUAAAGAGAGAGAAAAAGAAGGACCGGAUGGAGAAGGAAAGACAAGUGCCUCUUUCCUUCCCUGCGAGCCAGAUGAGUCCAUCCCCUUCCCUUUUUAGUCGCUAAGCAUUUAUCCUUAGAGUUAAUUUGAUACGUUAUUCCAUCUCUCCCUCUCUCUCUCUCUCUCUCUCUCUCUCUCUCCCUCUCUCUCUCCCCCUCUCUCUCUC